Podospora pseudopauciseta is the source of this 1278-nucleotide messenger RNA. RefSeq lists its product as uncharacterized. Gene Ontology annotation, molecular function: structural constituent of ribosome. Gene Ontology annotation, cellular component: mitochondrial large ribosomal subunit. The coding region runs from base 146 to 781 and encodes 211 amino acids. NCBI's taxonomy places the organism in Eukaryota, Fungi, Ascomycota, Sordariomycetes, Sordariales, Podosporaceae. The record is from RefSeq and is a predicted model, not a curated record. The transcript is spliced from 2 exons.
CGGCGCAAUUGUGCAUCUCGGCCUCCCUAGAAAUUUUUAGCUUGGCUCCUCCGCAAACCACCCGCGGCCUUCAAGAAGUGCCCCCUCCCCCAUUCCACCACCAACCACAGCAGUCCCCCGUUCGCCGACACAUUCUUCAAAAACCAUGAUCUGUCGAAGUUGUCUCCGGCAGGCGUCUGGUCUGACCUCCAGGCAGUUCACAGCAAUCACAUCCCAAACAGUGACGAGGACGACACCGAGGAUACUACAAGCCUUCUUCAGCACCACCCUCCGCGCGCGCAAUGCCGCUGCCGCCGCCGAGGCUCCCGAACUCACUCCCUUAAACACCGAGCCAACAACAGACAAUGCCGCCGGUCUCUCGUCAUGCCCUGCUGGCACCGUUCUCAACGGCCUCAACUACCUCAAGGGCAAAACCGAUCCUGUGGCGCUCCCCGAUGAUCAGUACCCCGAGUGGCUCUGGAAGUGCGUGGAAGUAGGACAGAAGCGCAGCGAUGAUGCUGAUGCGGAUGCUGGAGAUGCUUAUUCCAAAUCCAAGAAGCAACGUAGAUUAGCGGCGAAGAGACAGCGACAACUCGAGGCGAAACUCAUGGCAUCCGGUGACCUCGAGGCCCUCGCACCAAAGAUCCCAAUCCAGAAGCAGACCAUCAACCUUCCCGCCGCCCCGACCGGCGAGCUCAAGGAGGUGUUGGAGGCGGCCGACAAGAGACAAGAACUGCGCAAGGCCAUGCGCAAGGAGAGACGUGCCAACAUCAAGGAGAGCAACUACCUCAAGACCAUGUAAAGGGUGAUGUAGGGUCGCUUUGGCUUUGGGGUUGGGGGGUGGUGAGGUGUUGGGCGAAUGGGGGGUCCGCGCCAUUGUGUAUAAUAUGAUGUAUUGUAUGUAUACAACGAUUUGGGGAGCAUAUUACCUCAGGAAUGAGUACUAUGGGUAUGGGUGUUUGGGUUUCAGUCAAGCUAUCCUGAGACCUCGAAUGAUAGAGCCGAGUCUCGUAUGUUGGUGUCUACAGCGAGCUGACUGGUGGUUACCGCUGUCUGUUGCUCGCAGAAAUUCGGCUGCAUACUUCCCGAGAUACCUACCUAGCACGACUAUAUCCACCAUUCAGCUGGGUCCGAAUUACCUGGCUUCGUUACAUAGUGGCUAGAAGUGAAGUUUCCAGGGAAAAGUCAGCAGUCAGUUCGAGGCUGCUUUGGUAUAGACUCUUGGCCUGAGACUGUGUCGCGUUGGGUUUUGUAGGUACACGGCGGAACAAUAAUACACAUAUGUUGCCUCACUCCUCG